This is a messenger RNA of Drosophila hydei, 2856 nucleotides long. Its product is annotated as solute carrier family 22 member 3. NCBI's taxonomy places the organism in Eukaryota, Metazoa, Arthropoda, Insecta, Diptera, Drosophilidae. Gene Ontology annotation, biological process: transmembrane transport. Gene Ontology annotation, molecular function: transmembrane transporter activity. Gene Ontology annotation, cellular component: membrane. The record is from RefSeq and is a predicted model, not a curated record. The coding region runs from base 282 to 2732 and encodes 816 amino acids. The transcript has 5 exons.
GAUUCGGCUGUGCUGUGAUUACAACUGUUGCUCUUCUAAUUCAUUUCUAAUAAUUGAAAUAAAUUCACUUGGCACAUGCUGCCCCACAAUGUGUACGCUAUAAAAAACACCAAAAUUCCUGUUGCCGUUGUGAUUAUAUAAAGUGCAGCAAAAGCAAAACAAACAAAAAGUAAAUUUAAAAAAAAAAGUAAAAGAAAAAUUACACAACCAAUGUGAAUAUUCAUUGAGUGCUCGCAGCGCAGUGAAGUUUUUAGUUGAUUUAUUCCAAAUAGAAGCUCAGCAUGAGUUUCAUACAUCCCGAUGCCAGCCUCAUCAGCUGCGGCAACGCUGCCAUUGCAGCGGCCCCACAAGUCAGCAACAACAAACAGUUCUCAGAGCUGGAAACUCAGCCCCGGCCCCUGCCCCUGCCACUGGACGAUGCACACGCCAGCUGCUCGCCACGCGAUAAAGUCGAGAUCAAGAUUGUGAUGCUUAAAGUGCAGCCAGAAUCACCUUUGCUACCAUUGAAGGAGGACGACUCCACGCCAUUCAAAACUCCGAAUAACUCACCUGUAUACGUAACUAAACCGCACAUAUCACCAACACCAUCACGUGGCAAGUAUAACGCGCCUGGUAGUGAAACAGCGCACACAUCAAACAACAAGGGUCGACGGCGCAGCUCGCUGACCACCUACUCCUCGCCCAACCCCUCGCCGACGCCAUCAUCUUCGCUCACAUCCACGCUCAACUUUGAACAGUGCGAGCCCAACAACAACAACGAGGAGGAGUUCUAUACACCGCUCGGCGGACAGACGCCAAACCACAAGCACCUACAAGAGUACAAGCUCCAUCCGAACGACACCUUCGCACGUCUCGAGGGGAAGCAGCCGAAGCCAAACACCAAGAUGCAAAGCAAAGUGGAUGCAGUGGGCCAUAUCACCGGCCAUUGGGGCAAAUGGCAAUUGCGUACAGUGCUCUUAAUCUUCCUGUGCAAAAUACCUUCUUCCUGGUUUAUGGCUUGUAUCAUUUUCACGGCACCGGCGCCCCGCCAUGGUGAAUUCUUCUGCAAGCCGCCCUCUGAGAUUGGCGUCCACAAUCAGACGGCAUGGAUCAAAGUGUCGCAUCCGCAAAAAGAGGAGAAAGAGGAUCAAGAGUUUACCAUCGACUUUUGUAAUGUGUACGAGGAUGCCCAGCAGCAUGCUCAUCACUAUUAUAAGUACGCAGACAGUGCCCAGGAGCCGCGCAUCUGGGAGAAACCACAACAUCGCAACUCCAAUGUAAUACCCUGCACGGAAUUUCAGCAUGAAAGCACCUACCAAUCGGUGGUCACACAAUAUGAUCUCGUCUGCUCCCGCGACAUACUCGUCUCCGUAACCCAGUUCUUCCAUCUGUUUGGGGUGCUCACCGGCGGCAUUUUAGCCAAUCACCUUUUAAAACACUUCAGUCCACGCAGCGUGAUGCUCUUUGGCAUGAUCACGCAAAUCUUUUGCGGCAAUUUAACUGGUCAUGUGGCUUCCUAUGAACUUCAUGUUUUCUUCAGAUGUCUCUCCGCUGUCUGCUGUGCUCAAAUGUACACCGCUGGUGGCAUGAUAAUGUCGGAUAUAACAGGCGGCAAAUAUCGCACAUGUGUCUCAACACUCUUCGAGCAAUUCUGGUCUAUUGGGGUUAUGAUGUUGCCAGGAUUAGCCAGCUUUUGGUCCAGCUGGUCACAUCUCUAUAUGGCCAUCUCUUGGCCCACAGUUAUACUCAUUUACCUAUGGCAAUGGAUACCCGAUUCACCGCGCUGGAUGAUUGACCGAGGUCGUGUGCUGGAAGCCAAGAAGAUAUUGCUUGAGUGUGCCGAGAUGAAUGGCACCCGCCUCAGUCUGCCACAUGACAUUGACCAACAGCUGGAGCUGCAGGCACAAACGGCCAUGGAUGCACCACCUCCAGCAAGCUGGUGGUCCAUCUGGAAGGGUGACAAGGCAGUGCGACACAUGAUCUGCGUACAUCUGGCCUGGUCGCUAUACAUCAGCGUCUACUAUGGCUGUCUGCUGAAUAUACGAUCCUUCAGUCGGGAGCAUCUUUACAUCAAUACCUUUUUCGCCGGCUUAAGCGAGAUGAUUGGCACUUUCAUUGGACUCUAUUUGAUCAUGAAGACCACACGCAAAUGGCUCUGGGCGGGUAUCUUCAAUAUUGUGGCUGGCUGUUUUGCCUGGUGUUGCUGGCUGGUACCCAAGCCAGGGGUCGUGUCUCUAGAUGCCAACGUUGCGAUGCUCAUGUGCACGGCUAUGGUGUCCAAGAUGGCCAUAUCAACUUCUCUGUCCAUACUGACCACCAGCACUGUUGAGCUGGUGAGCCAGGAGAAGCGCAAAAUAGCUUCCUUUUCGACAAUAUGCUGGGCACGCUUCUGGCUUUUGGGUGCCCCAUUCAUUGGCUCCACCGUCGUCAUUGGGCAACUUAUACCGCAGACCUGGUACACUGCACUGGCAGUCGCUGGCGGAGUCUGCAUGUCCUUGAUUAGUAGUCCACGCACCCACCCGAUCUUGCGGCCCGCCUCGCCAGCGUCACAUGGCGCACAGAACAUAACCACACAGUUCACUGUCAUCGAUGGACUGGACAACAAGGGCUAUGAGCCCAGCUCCAAUGCUAGCAAUACCAUCUAUGCUGCAAAUACUUUUAGGAAAUUGACCACACCACAGUCGAAUUUACCCCCACAGCUAAUGCCCGGAAUUUGGACGACCAAAACACAUGAGGAUAUCCCACCAAUGUGAUAAAAUACACAACUGUCCGUGCUAAAUGAGGUUAGGGCAACCAAAACCGCUGUUGGAAUUGUGCAAAAGUGAGGUUAGAAUAGAUAUUUGAAAUGGAAUUGCGAUUUUGGUGGCGCUGUGAAUU